AGAUAAGUAAGAUUGGUACUCGUUUUUCCAGACUUGCGGUAAAACUUUUAAUUACAAUUAAUCGUAAUAAUAAAAGUCUGCGCUGUGAGAAAGCUUAAACGAGCACAACAAAGCCUGCACUGUUAUGGGACGAGUUUAAUUAGCAUCUGGGGUUAGUGGCCACCGAUUCCCAAGAAAAAAUCAAAAUCGGCGAAAGUCGUUGAAAAGUCAAAGUGAGAUAUAAUUGGCGCGCGCUUUCGUGACUUUUGGAAUUCCGGACGAUGUAGUUUGUGAGAAAACAGAAGUUUCUGUGUCGCGUUUUUACGCGGAUUGCGAAACUGUGGGAAAUUUGUAUUUGUGACAUGAAAAAUGACGGGAAUUCGUGUAAUGGAAGCCGAGACUUUUACUUGCUGUAAUCGAUGAAGAGCUAAAAGCUAUCAAUCACGAUUAGAAGAAAUUGGUGAAUAAACACCAAAGUGGGUUCAGUCAACGGGUUAUGGCCAAAUUUUCUAGCGUCGACAGUAAGCUUGAUUUACCGAGUGAAAAUUGUGAAUGAUUGAUGACGUCACGAUUUUACCCAUUUUGAAAUAGCUACCUUGACUCGGAUUUCGCAACCACCAGCCAUGCGAGAGCGACCAACAGAAUGGGCAAUUUGAAUAAAAAAGUUUAGUGGCCUCGGAACGAUGGCAGCCCACGUAAGUUCAGUGCAGUGGGAGACUCCUCUGUCGUUAGAUCGACACUUGGUGAUUCCAUCCGUCAACCCUUCGUUCCUCCACUCGCAAAAGCUCCGCGAAUCCUUAUCCGAAUCUCGUAAAGCCUUCUUGCGCGCCAUCAGCACCGAUGAAGAAACGGAAACGGUAGAGCCCAGCCAUGAACCCUCAAAGAAAACCCCCGUGAAGAAGAUCAGCUUCAAGAUAAAGAAGACCUCGUCCGUGUACCGCCGUAACGCCUCGACCGCCCCCAAGAUGGCCACCCUCAGCGCCAGCAAGGUGGCCGAACUGACGAAGAAAUUUAACCAGUUCAACGAAAAUCCCGAGCCGACAAAAGUGAGGAAGUUGGUCAAGCGGGUGAAUAGCCAAAGAAGUUUAGAUAGUGACAGAGUGACGCGGAAGAGUAGUGUGAAGUGUGCGCGGAAACCGAGCGUGAAGACGAGGGAGAAAGAGAUCGUGAUAGUGAAGCGCAAACCGGUGAUCAAACGCGAGAGUGCCAAGAGGGAGGACCAAGACAGACCGAAUACUCUGCGAAUCAGCGAAGAUGUGCAGCCGACGCCGAAGCCGUCGCCGGGCGGUACCGUCCGGGCGGCCAUCGAGAUCUUUGAGCGGAGGAACUCGAACCCCGUACCUAACCAAGUGCCAAAACCCAAAGUGCCUGAGAAACCCACGAAGCUCAAAGAAAUGAAGACUGAAGAAGUACCAGUACAAACUAACAUUCCCAGGAGAUGCGAUUCGAUGUACGAAACGUUUAACGCGACUUUAACGCUAGCGAACCCACUGAAGGAGACGAAAUCUGAAGAAGCCAUCGUACCGGUCAAACCCAAACCAAACACUUCCUUCCUGUGGAAGAUCAAUCAAGACAAGUCACCGUCGACGUCGCAAGACGACUGGAAAGAUCUGUACGACUUCGUGGACCCGACGCCUCAGGUGCCUCCGCGCUCUGCUCCUAACCAAAAACCCCCAACCCCUCCGAAAAAAACUUUCAAGAAACCUCCGCCCGAAGAAAAGAUCUACGAAGAGUUGAACGUGUGCAGGGACGAAGAUACGGUUAGUCACGCUUACGAGUACUGCGAAGACGACGGGUACGAAAUUUGCUCAAAGGAGAACAUCUACGAGACGUUGCCUCCUCCUCUACUUCCGCGAAGACAACAAUUGGAACCUCUGCCGCCGCGACCUCCGUCGAGGAGUAGCAGCUACUGUACCAUCCAGGCCGGGGAGAACGUUUCGAACUGCUACGAAUCCAUCUACAACCCCGAAACUAAAUCGCUCGACGUGGAAAGUACUUACGAAAGCAUCUAUGGAUGUCAGAUCCGUGAAGGAGGUUCCAACCGCGACUCUCUUAUUUCGUCCGACCAACAAAGUAACAGUUUGUACGGAAGGGCCAGUCUGGCGGGGUGGGGGGACGAUCCUGCCAAUCCCUACAGCGGAAAGGCGACGAGCGACUUAAGUACGAGCGAUCGCAGCGACGAUUGGGUGGAUGUGACGGAUAAUGAAGAAAACGACAACGACAACUCGGAAAUCAUCAUAAUUCGCGAACGCCAAAAGCCGAAAAAAACGCCGGGAUGGUCUAGACAGUGCCGGGAGCAAUGGUCCAAGUCCCCCAAGAAACUAGCAACGGAUCACUGUGCCGACAGCGACCCGGACCACCUGUACGAGAGCCUCGGCAACAAUCCCAAAGAAGAAUGUCCGGACGACGACUACGACUCGUUCGACAGCGAUUCCGAUUCGGAUAGUUCCUUCACGAAAGUUAACUCGAAUGAUAGCGGCCUAGACAUAGGCAACAACCAGCUCCCCGAUCCCCCCAACAGCCAGCCCUACGUCCUGACCCGGCUCGCUGCCACCGUGAAGCGUAAACUCCGCCGCAAUUGGUCCUUGACCAAAAGCGACAUAAGCAAGUCUCUCAGUCGCAUGACGGGCCGCAAGUCACGCACGGACCUCGAAAAGAUGAAGCACCGAAAAUCUAGUCCCGAAAUUCUUUCGAACGAAGGGCCGUGCGAAAGUCCCGAACAGCCCGAAACGAAAACUUUACCGCGCAAGAGUUUCUUGACGAAGUUUAGAAGAAGCAUGUCUUUGAGCGCCGAAUCGGCUGCCGAACUCAAUACGAACUUGGAUAACAAACCGAAGAGUACGUUUUACUUGACGGAGGAAAUAGACGUGGAUAAGAACGAGUCGGAAAGGGACAGCGGAGCUUCGUUGUCGCCGGUUCAAAGGAAUUCCAAGGUUAUCGUAAGGCCGCACAGUCCUCCUCCUCCAGCGCCCGUCAAGAAAAAGGACAAACGCUCGACUUCGUGGUAUGCGGAGGUCGGUUUGUUCAAAAAUUCGGAGAGCUGUUUGCCGAAGAGAUCGAACACGUUCUGGUACGCCGAGGUGGGGUUGUACCAGACAGCGCGGAGUACUCCGAGUACGAGCUCAGCGGAGAACAGCGGGAACACAGGGAACGUGUCGAUUAAAGGGGAAGACUUUAUUAAUCAGGAUAACAGCGAAGAGUACUAUAACAUGAAAAAUGGUACCGAUUAUUAUAACGACAGUAUUACCAGUUUCAGUAGUACUGAGACUAAGAAGGACUCUUUGACGAACUUGACGACUGAUAAACACCUGAGAUUGGAAGACGAACCUCUGUAUCAGUUUUACGAUGCCGCGCUGCUCGAGUCGGUUUGCAACGAAAGCGCGUCCGAUUUCGACUCCGAUGGGUACGAGGAAGUCGGAGACACUAAUUCGGAAUCUCGACUCUCAUCCAGACCAUCUGCAAUGGAACUCAUAUCGACCAAGAACUCGGUGGCGGUUUCUAGAACCCUGUGGUGCGAAAUUCCAGAAGUGAUCGCCUCCUCGGUCUUAAGCACGCUAAGCACUCACCAAAAGAAACUUCAAGAAGCGAAAUUCGAAAUGAUAACGUCCGAAGCGUCCUAUUUGAACUCUCUCAACGUCCUCCAUAACCACUUCGUGAAGAAUUUAGACAACAGCGAGAUUUUGACUAAAGAAGAGUUGGAUACCCUCUUUGGAAAAGUGGCGUCUGUGAAAACGUGCUCGGAGAAGCUUCUCCACGAUCUGGAUAAGUGUUGGCAAGACAAUAUUCUUCUGCACGGCGUGUGCGAUAUCGUCCAGAAGCAUGCAGAAGAGAACUUCCACGUGUACGUGCCCUAUUGCGAGCACCAGAUUCUUCUAGACGAGACGCUAAGACGUCUUAAAGAAAAACCCGCCUUCCUCGAGUUGCUGCGCCAAAUGGAGUCCAGCCCUGCGUGUCAAUCCCUCACUCUAUACUCAUUUUUAAUGUUACCAAUGCAGAGAAUUACUCGAUGGCCACUUCUUGUAGACGCGGUUUUGAAGAGACUCUCACCUCAGGAUUCAGAGUAUUUAACGUGUCAAUACUCUCUAGCUACGAUCAAUAAAAUCGUGAACCAGUGUAACGAGGGCGCGCGUCGCAUAGAACGCGAAACCGAAAUGAAGAAGAUCGUCACCCAGUUAGAAUUCGCCAAAGGCGUGCCUCCCAUCGAAAUCAUCUCCGAAAACCGAUGGCUCAUUAAAUCUGGCAUGGUUACCCACAUGCAGCAAAGAACCGACGAGAUUAAAUUAACGUUCGGCAAACGCUUCGCGAAAAUCAAUCUGUAUUUAAUUUUGUUCAACGAUCUGCUCCUCGUCACUAAACCAAAAAGUGAGAACUUGUACACCGUUAUCCACUACUGCUCCCGGAACCUGGUGGAGCUCAACAGCACGGACGCCGUCCUCACGCUCCCUGUGAAAGACGCCCAAAGCCGUCACCUCCUCUUCCUCACGAUCCUGGAGAACCAAAACGAAAAGACUGUCGAAUUCCUGUUGUCGUGCAGCAGCGAGAGCGACAAGGAGCGGUGGGUGGAAGCCCUGACUCCUCCCAAGUCCGAAGAUCCGGACGAAACUCUGUACGAGUGUUGGGACUGUCCUCAGGUCACUGCCAUUCAUAGUUACUCAGCUAGUCAACCGGACGAAUUGGCGCUGUCAAAAGGUGACGUCAUCAACGUUCUGCGGAAGAUGGCGGAUGGGUGGUACCACGGAGAGAGAAUAAGAGACGGUCAGACUGGCUGGUUCCCCGCGAAUUACACCGCAGAAGUGGCGAAUCCGCACGUCAGGUCGCGCAACUUGAAGCAGAGAUAUAGGUUGUUGGCGUUUUCGGAAAGUUAUUUAAAAGCGAAAUAAUCUUCAUGUUAUUUUUGUUAUAUAAUUUAUGAUAUAAAUUCUAUAGACAACAAAGGUAGUGAUAUCAAAUGUUUUUAUUCAGUUAUGAUAACAUGAACAAAAUGUAUAUAUUAAAGGAAUACAAAAUAAAUUUAUUAUAUUUUUUAA
Molecule: messenger RNA, 5006 nt
Organism: Zophobas morio
Lineage: Eukaryota; Metazoa; Arthropoda; Insecta; Coleoptera; Tenebrionidae
Gene: Exn
Product: Ephexin
Exons: 14
Coding region: 663-4859 (1398 amino acids)
Biological process (GO): activation of GTPase activity
Molecular function (GO): protein binding; guanyl-nucleotide exchange factor activity
Source: RefSeq, a predicted model, not a curated record